Messenger RNA from Corylus avellana, 922 nucleotides. Its product is annotated as Rubredoxin-like superfamily protein. Gene Ontology annotation, cellular component: chloroplast. The record is from RefSeq and is a predicted model, not a curated record. Lineage: Eukaryota; Viridiplantae; Streptophyta; Magnoliopsida; Fagales; Betulaceae. Gene Ontology annotation, molecular function: electron transfer activity; iron ion binding. Gene Ontology annotation, biological process: alkane catabolic process.
UGCAAAAUCUCAGACGCUGCUCCCACCUUAUCCAACUCACUCCCUCUAAAAAAUGAGCAUAUACCUUCCCAUGGAUCCCUUUGAUUACUCUUCAACCCAACACCAAGAAUCAACAAACAAACAAUCUUCUUAAUCCACAGUUUCCCCAAACCACUUCCUUCUUCCUGCACAAAGAAAAAAAAGGAAAAUUCAUGGCUUGUGCAGCAACAAGACCCACCUUCUCUUUCCACCUCUCAACCUCUUUCCCUCAAUCCUCAUCUCCAAAACCCAGACCCCAUUUCAUCAAACUCUCAAUCCUUCACAAGCCCCACAGACUCAUCAGCACCGCACACUCCAUUGACAUCUCCAAAGAAGACACGCCCACAUCAAGCGAACAGCCAAAUUCACCCGCUCAAGAGCCGGAAGAAUCUCAAGAAAAGAUCGACAAGCGCCGCCUGGAAGAGAAGUUUGCAGUGUUAAACACAGGAAUAUACGAGUGCAGGUCUUGUGGGCACAAGUAUGAUGAAGCGGUGGGAGACCCGUCUUAUCCGAUCCCGCCGGGUCUGCAGUUUGAUAAGCUUCCGGAGGAUUGGAGAUGCCCGACUUGUGGGGCGGCGAGGAGCUUCUUUCAGAGUAAGAGUGUGGAGAUUGCUGGGUUUGCCGAGAACCAACAGUUUGGGCUUGGAGGAAAUACUCUGACUUCUGGGCAGAAGGCUGUGCUUAUAUAUGGGAGCUUGUUGUUUUUCUUUGUGUUGUUCUUGUCUGGGUACUGGCUGCAAUAGUUUGGAGUUGGAGAGGGAAAGAUAUGGGUAAUAGGUAAGAGUUUUUGUAGCUCUUUUUCUUUUUCUUUCUGAUCAUUUCCUUUCAAGUAAUAUUGGUGAUGUUCUGUUAAUGUAUAUUGAAUUGUAUUUCUGAAAUGGGAAAAAUGUUAUAAUUCAGGUUA